Haliotis rufescens (red abalone) is the source of this 9028-nucleotide messenger RNA. Its product is annotated as zinc finger protein Xfin-like. Lineage: Eukaryota; Metazoa; Mollusca; Gastropoda; Lepetellida; Haliotidae. Gene Ontology annotation, biological process: regulation of transcription by RNA polymerase II. Bases 212 to 6469 code for a protein of 2085 amino acids. Gene Ontology annotation, molecular function: RNA polymerase II transcription regulatory region sequence-specific DNA binding; chromatin insulator sequence binding; DNA-binding transcription factor activity, RNA polymerase II-specific. The transcript is spliced from 4 exons. The record is from RefSeq and is a predicted model, not a curated record. Gene Ontology annotation, cellular component: nucleus; chromosome.
GCACACAGCCCAGAAGUGUCUGCUUGCGAUUUGCGGUGCCUACGGUUGAAUGUAGACGCCCGUCGCGAUGCAAACUGCGCUUUGUCAGCAAAUCUAACCAUACAGACACACUAAACAAGGUUCCUUCCCGGUCUAUGUGAAGUUUUAAUCUACUUGGUGACGGAGCUCUCCGUGUCUGCAGGCUGUAAAGGGAGACUACUCCCAGUCCGCCAUGCGAAGACCCAAGGGUUUUAAUCUUCCAUUGAUUAAAUGUAGCCUGUGUGACUUCGCAACCAAGAAUGAGUAUAUAUACCGCCGACACAAAAAUAGGUGUUCCCGUGAACAUAGAAAAACAGUUCUAGGUGACACUGAAGUAAGCUUUGCAGAAGACAUGGACCCCAAAACAGAAACUGACAUGGAUGCUUUUGAGGGAGAGCAAGAUGCUACGAACGUUGAACAGGGAGAACAGGAAGAGCAGCAGGAUGCUGGGGAAGUUGCCAUGGCGAUGUCCCCGAGUUCUGCUGGGACCUCACUCCCACCUCCAUUGGUCAACAGAAAUUAUAGAUGUUCUCAGUGUACUUACGCUACGACAAAGUCUAAGAUGUUUCUCUAUCACCAGAUUGACAGUCAUGGUGCCAAGAUUAAUGUAUUUCCAUGCCAGUUUUGUGAGUAUGCAACCAAGUACAAGCACAAGGUGAGACGGCACAUUCAGUUUGCUCACAAGGAGAAACUAGCAGAAGGACGACUUAUUCAUGGUUUUGAGGAAGGAGGCGUCUUGGGUGAACUUGAGGCUGCGGCAGAGUCAAACAAGACCUCCCGUAAAGAGAAAACAGCUGGAUCGCUAUUCAGGAAAGCUUUGUCAAGGGUUUCGUCAAAGAGCAAGGCUAUUAAGAAGAAACCAUUGCCACAGAAGACCUAUCCUCACAUCAUGCGAAUUAAAACAUCAUCCGGUGCUGAUAUGUUCAAGUGUAAGCUUUGCCUUUACAGUGGAAAGAAUCGUCACCAGGCCGUGAAGCAUGUGAAAGCUUGUCAUACAGGGGCAAAGACCUUCAGCUGCUGGAUUUGUCCCUUUAAGACUAAAAGCAAGAACGACUUUUACCAACACAAGUCCACCCAUGGAGCCUCCUCAGCACAAUAUCAGUGUCCAGAAUGCUUGUAUGCCACAGACUUCAAACCAAAUUUUGACCGGCACAUGGAGAACCAUAAAGCGAAUAAGCCGUUUAAGUGUACUAUAUGCAGCUACUCCACUGGCCAUGAUGGUGCUUUGAAAAGACACAUGACCAAUCAUCAUCCUCUGACAGAGAAGAAUGAAUCGAUAGUAUUUGGAGGAGAAAUUGUCGAUACUGAUGGUAAUGAUUUGGAUGGUACUGCUGGAGACAGUAAGGAAGAGGAUGAGAUGGAUGAAGAGGAGGCUUUGGAUGUAGAUGACGAAGAGUAUGACCCGAGAGCUCCAGAGGGUGUUCCUGGUUACCCUAGGAGAUCUGGAAAUCGUAAUAGUUGUGAGCUCUGCGGUUUGUCUUACAAGCGACUCUCUGAUCUUGGUCGUCACAUGAAGAUAAAGCAUAAUACAAGCUUAAGGGAAAUGAAAGAGAACCCCAUUCAAAUUGAGAAUGAAAAUUCAAAUGAUAGUUUUGGUGAGGACAGUUCUUGGGCAAAAUCCCAGACUUCUUGGAAGGACAAGGCGAAGUGCAAGUUUUGUUCAUAUAUUGCAAAAUGGCCGUCGGAUUUACGUCGUCACAUGGCUGUUCACUCAGUUGAGAAAAGAUUCAAGUGUCCAUACUGUAUGAAGAAAUACAAGUAUCUUGGUGACUUGAACGUCCAUGUCCGGAGGGAUCAUAACCGAGAGCCCGAAGACAUCGAAGUGCAGAGGGUAGCGAUUGUUCCUCUGAAGAAAUCUUCGCCACAGAUAUUUAGAUGUCCAGCUUGCACUUUCACAACAAAAUGGAAGUCUGAAAUGGAGCGACAUUCCCAUAUGCAUAAGGAAGAAAAGGCCUACCAGUGUCGGAAGUGUGAUUACCAGACGUACUGGAGGGGGGACAUUGGUCGCCACAUUUUCCGUCACCAUGCUGACUUGAUGCCCAAGGAUACUAAGGAUGUGAACAUUAAAGAGUUCAUGAUUGUGAGACCUGAACGGAAGGCUGUUAAAUCGAGAGUCCACAAAGCACUCCAUCUCACAGAAAGUAUCGACCCUGAUGAUUCUGCCUCUGUGGUUAUUCCUGAACCUAUGAAUACAAGCGUUGAUGAUCAUGAAUCUGACUCCCUGAGUACCACAUCCAGUGCCUCUCCUCAGAAAGAUGUUCAUGGAACUCCAUCAAAAUGUAAUCACUGCGAUUUUGUCACCAAUGCCCCAUCCAAGCUGAAGGCUCAUAUUGCUACCCAUUUCAACCUUAAGCAGUUUAAGUGUCCGAUCUGUGGUCGUCGAUCCAAUUGGAAAUGGGACGUCCGCAAGCAUAUGAAAAAAGAUCAUCCUGAAUCAAAUGCUGACGUUCAGACCCUGUGUCUGGAAGAGGCCAAGGCAACAAUCCAGGACUACCUUGACACCCAGCCCAAUGUUCGACGCGAGCACCACUUUAAUGUACAGCUUGCUGCCAAGAUGGAAGCUCAGUCGGGUGAAGUGAAGAUGAAGAAACCAUAUCAAUGUUCACUCUGUCCAUUCCGAUCGGAUUUCCGUUGGAGUGUCAGCAAGCACCUGCGCACUAUCCACAAUGGGCAGCUAGGCAGCAUUAUAUUCCUUAAAGAGAAGGAUAAGGAUAAAGACCCUGAUGGGUAUGUCCCUUCCAAGGCAGAGAGUCAAGAGAAACAGUCUAUGGCUCCUCCUCCACCCAGCAACAAGCAUCAUGAUUUGAGAGCACCCAGUAAGAAGAACACCUUCCGUCAGCCAGUGCCUUCUGGUGACAUUGACAUGGACAAACCCUACAUGUGCGUAGAGUGCGGGAAAAGAGGCGCCAUCAAGGGGGACAUCAAGAAACAUUACCACUAUAUCCAUCCUAAUAAAGAAGUGAAACUGAUCUAUGUACCCGAUGGGAGAGAGUUCGUCUAUGCAGGAAACACCACUCCUCUCCUUGGGGAUGACACUGGAUCUCACAAUCAGCAGUCUUCCAGUGGGAAAGAAACGGUUGAUGGCAAGAGAACAGUGUAUGGGGAGAACACCAAAUACAGCGAUCCUAAGACCCAUGGAUACUGUAAACCAUUCAAGUGUUCCGUCUGUUCAAGACGGUCCAACUGGAAAUGGGAUGUGAAAAAGCAUCUGAGAGACAAGCACUCUGGUGAUGGAGGUUAUGUUAUAAUGCUGGACCUGAAGACUGCAAGAGAUACAUACCAUGCAGAGUGUUCUCCUCAACAGGGAAAUCCCAUGAGAGAAAUCCGAGCAUUAGAGGCUAAAAUGCAAGCGACUGAAACUGAAGCUGAGGUCAGCGGAAUGAAUGAGGACUUGGAUCGUUGCAAGAGGUUUAAGUGUGGGUCAUGCUCUUACAGGUCUAACUGGAGGACGGACAUUGGACGCCACAUCAAGAGGAGACAUCGUCACAGUAAGACGAAAGUGAUUCUCUUGGAUUAUAAAGUGGCUAAAGAGACUUUGUCGAGCUAUUAUUACGACAGAACCUCCAGGGAACCAGCGGCUUCUGAUGCUUCUAUUGGAAACCUGAAAAAGGAAUCCUAUAAGAAGAAAAGUGGAACUGAGAUGAAGAAAGUGUGGAAAUGUUGCAAAUGUCCCUUUGAGGCGACUGUCAAAUCUCACAUCAUCCGUCACAUGCAGAAACACAACAUGAAGCCCUUCACAUGCUGUCUCUGCAGUUUCUCAAGCAACUUCAGAAGUGCCUUGUAUAGACAUCUGAGAUGCACCCACGGCAAGACUGAUUAUCCUACCUAUACAAAGAUCCUCAUUAAAUAUGGGAAAGGAUUUGCUGGAGGAAGCAAUGGCCAGACCACCUUAGAUGACUUUGGUGUCGCAAUUAGCGCUCUUCAGCAAGGCAAGACCAUCAUUACAGAGCAAUAUGUCGACUCAUACUUGUGUAGAAUCUGCAAUUUCCAGUCUCCCAAGGACUAUCUAGCCUACCGUCAUAUUCGUGAAAAACAUGGAGUUGAAGACAAAAACCAGGUUUUGAAGAUUCGAAAGCGGCAAAGGAUGGAGGUGCCAGCUGAGCAGGAGCUCCAGCCCCUGGAGGAUCAGAUGAAGGAGGAGUCGCCCAAUGAAAGGGGGAAGAAGUACAUGUGUAGCAUCUGCCCUUACAAAGCUACGAAACGGGGACUGUUGAAUUUCCACAUGACCUAUCACCAGCCUCAAGCUGUCAACAAGUACAAAUGCAAAUACUGCCCCUAUUAUGUGUGCGCACCAAGACUGCUUCACCAGCACAUGAGGCUACACACCAACAGGAAGAACUGGCCGAAAGGACAAAAGUCACCAAAUGUCACUCCCAAGAAGAAGAGUACCACUCCAGGCAUUGCAGUUACCCCGAAGAAGCACAAAUGUCCUCAGUGUCCCUACCAGAGUAACAGUAAGAAUGACAUGUUGUAUCACAAGCAGUUUCAUAGACCUAAGCCUACAGCUGAGUUCAAAUGUGAACAUUGUGAUUACUGGGUGACUCAUCGUCGACUCCUCAAGCAGCACAUGAAGAUCCAUGAGGAAUAUGAACAACAAUUGAUGCUGCCUCCACAGUUGGUGCUUCUUCAAGCUUCGCCAUGUAAAUCAGAAAUGUCUGAUGCAAGUAUCCUGUUUGAUGCUGUAGAAGUUGCUUCCUUGAAACAGCGUCUGAUUGGUUCAAAGAUCACUGCAAGUUUGUCCACAAGCCCGUCAGUGUCCCCGAUGAAGAUCGCCACACAGUGCUCUGUGGGUACCCGGCCUGGCUAUGUCAUGAAGAAUGGUUCGUACAAGAAAUUACACCGAUGUCAGUUUUGUCCCUACACAAAUAUCCGGAACAGGAAUGUGAAACUCCAUGAGAUGAUGCAUGGUGCUAGGAAGAGCGACCACCCUCUCAUGAAGUGUCCUCAUUGCGACUACUAUGUUGGAGCUAAGGGACUCCUAUCCCAUCACCUUAAGGUGCAUCAGCAACAUUAUGUUCCUGACUUCAAUGACAAUCUGGUAGCAGAUCAUGCAAAACAAGAAGGCCUUGGAGGCUAUGAUGACGAUGACCGGAGUUCGGAUACGACUGAAAUCAUGCAGGAGCAUAAAGUGGACACUCUGCUAGAAAUCGCCAGGUUCAAGAAAUACUGUUGCGAGAAAUGCCCCUAUGCAAGUGCAAAACGUUCCCACUUUGAACGUCAUUCUGAACUGCACGGAAGCAAACAACGCUUCACAUGUGACUUCUGUGAUUACAGUGUUCCUUCGAACAAUCUACUAGCUCAGCAUCGCAAGCUUCAUAUGAUGCCGAACCAGAAUUUACUUGCAGCUCAAUCGUUGAUCAAUUUGCAACAUCUAGCCCAUGUACCCGCGGAUGUUGCCCUAGCAAGUGCCCUGCCUCCUAUAGACACCAAAGAGCCAAUUACAAUCAGUGUUAUACAUGACCACCUUGAUCUGUAUGAAAAUGCUCCACCUGAAGCUGAAUUUGAACCCAAGAAGUUGUACAGAUGUGAUCGAUGUCCAUAUGCAAAUGUUCGAAGAGAUCACCUCAUUGCUCACCUUAAAUUCCAUAUGGUCCGCAGCGAUCUUGCCUGUCCAUACUGUGAUUACAGUGUGUCGAAGCAGUAUCUCCUUUCUCAGCACAUCCGUGUCCACUUUUGUCCCUUGCCUGAGCUGUCUGAUUGGCUGGCUCAGAAUGGACAAACAGACAGAGCCCAGGAGUGCAAAGAGCCUGACAUCUCGGAGGCCAUUGAGGUGGCUCAAAAGUUCCACAGCGGGACCCAGGAGAUAGUUGCACGGCCCAAAGAGGAGAAGGCUGAUCCAGAAGAGGAGAAAGCUCUCCCGAGGAAGGAAGAUUCAGAGUCUGAUCCUAUAUAUCAGGACACAGCAGCUUCAGAAGAUAAGGAGAUGGAUGUGGAGAUGAAGGAGGAUGAGCCGCAGCCCAGCACAAGCAAAGAGGAGUCCAUAGUUGUGACUCCAGUGGAGCCAACUCCAGGCCCCUCUUCGGCUAAAGAUCCCCCGAACCCAUACAUCUGUCAGUACUGUGAUCGGGAGUUCACUGCCUCGGAGACACUGGUCAGACAUGAAAUGCAGCACUUGAUUGGAAACCAUUUUGAGAAAUAUGUGACAUAUGCCCUUGAUGCAAAGGUUCAAGCAGCACCAAACGAAAAUCCUACACCCCAAGAAGAACCCGAAGAAAAAUCCAAAGAACCUUCAAACUCUGCAAGCGAGGAGGCGUCCGAUUCCACAGAGAUUGAGACCAAAGCUGAGGACACCGAGAUCAUUGAGGUCACAGUGGAGGAGAUAAAGGAAGAGCCCGAGGAAGAAGAGCCACCUCAGGAAGAAAUCUCGGACGAGAAGGUCGAGGAGAAGGAAGAUGUUGAUGAUGAGGAACCAAUGGAAACUGUCGUCCAUCUUGCCGCCGAUGUGUCGUGAAGGAGAUAAUACUGUGAGAAUUCCAAAUAAACAUUCACAACUGAUGUGAUUGUCACAGACCUCAAAUGUAUUUUAAGGGCAUGUGUGGUAAAUCCAUGUAUUAUGUUUGUACAGUUUCAGUGCAAGAAUGUCUGCAUGGUAGUUUUAGGAAAGUAUUUAUUUUAGUCGGUAUGAAGAAUUUUACUGCGUGUGUAAUGAGCUUGAAGUGGACAUUGAGUAUGUUGUUCAUUAGAAAGUUGACAAGGGUAGGUAACUCUUUCAAGAUUGUGACUACCUGACAACUUACUACAUACAAUCCAGUCACCAUUUUGGAGAGAACGUUAGAUGGACCGUUUCAUAAUUUCAAGUGCUUGUAAAAAUAUUUAUUUUGUGCCAUGUGACAUGAAUAUUGUGAAUGUUUUGUGCAUAACAAAAAUAAUAUGUGAGAAUGAAGUGUGCAAAAAAUGUUCUUUUAAAAAGUAAUUUUGUCUGAGAUUGAUAACCAGACUUAUAUGAGAAUGAUGCUAUAAUGCAAAAAGAUGGGGUUGAAUACCACAGCCUGUAUUUCACAUCAGUGUACAGCGAAAACCAUUCUUGGUAUCGUCUGACCAGAUUGCUUUAGAACACCCAUUUUCCUCUGCUUGGUCAGGGCAAUGGUUUUAGUCUUUGCAGAGUUGUCUCCCUUGGCUUUGCCAGGAUCUACCUGAUUAUGAUCCCUUGUUUAUCAGCACCAUACCUAUGCAUUUGAUACCAAAUGGCAAACAUUUACAAUCUGUGUACAUCAAGCUUUCUUUCUUUAUUCAGCUAAGCCGUGAUAUUACCUUAAUACUGGUCUAAACAGUUUUAAGUCCAACUCACUCGGUCACUACGCUUGCUCGUUGUGAAUGUUGAUUUGAGCAGAAUUUUUUUGUCUUGUAGCCAUAUAUGCAUUUUGUGUUAUCCGUUUGUUUACGUAGGACUCAACUUUUGAUAGGAAUAAGGGGACACAGGUGGCCCAGUCAUCUAAGACACUGUCAUUCGCUGUGCCGAGGUGCGUCCCUUUGGCACGCCAGAAACCUAUGAUUGUGGGUUUGAAUCCCAGUUCGCCCCAAUUAUGUUUCUAGGUUUGUCAGCACCAUACCUGUGCUCAUGGGUUUCACUGAAGUGGUAAACGUCCGAGACCUGCAUCACUUCGGGCUUUCCUCCCACAUUAAGCCGACACGCCGUGAUAUAAUUGGAAUACUGUUAAAAGUGGUGUUAAACACAACUCAUUCACUCACUCACUGAUAGGGAUUCUAACACAGCUCAUACUGCUAUGUUUGUUUGUUUGUUGUUUAAUGCCGCAUUCAGCAACUAUAUAACGGUGGUCUGUAAAUAAUCGACUCUGGACCAGACAAUCCCGUGACUGAUAUCAUGAGCAUUGAUCUACACAAUUAGUAUACAAUGACAUGCAUCAACCAAGUCACUGAUCCUUGAUUUUCGAUCGUGUUCGUCGCCUCUUACAACAAGCAUAGUCGCAUACUGCUAGAACACAACUGUACAUGUAUUGGUUUGUUAUUUUGACUGGAAACGAAGCUAUGAAACUGUGCUUCCAUGGCAAUAUUGAAUACUAUUUGUAGAACAACACAUUAAAAGAAAUCAGUCACAUUCCGUCUCCACAGGAAUUCAGGCUCGGUUGAUUGCAUCAUCAUCGUACCCCGAUUGCAUUGAUAGUUGCUUGCAAUAUCGAUCACUGGAUUGUCUGGUCCAGACAUAUUGAAGAGUGCGGCUUUAAACAAAAAACGAACAGUCUCAACAGGAUAUCGCUGUCAAAAGUUGAGAUGUACUUUACAACAAAAGUUUAUGCAUUCCAGCAAAACUGCUUUACAAUGAUAUCAAAUACUUUUUCACUAUAUGAGGCUGAUAAUGCCAAACUCCUUUUUCUCUAUAGAUUUUGGGCCCAUAUAUAUUUUAAAUAAUUUAUUUAUAUUGAUAGCAACAGUAAAUAAAGUGGGUUUUUACUUAGUUUUGACUUGCGGAAUAAAAAAAUAUACUGCUUUUCACAUAUUUUAUAUGUUACAUUUCAAUUUUUUGGUGUCGUUGGUUCGUAAAUCAAGUUUUCAAAAAAGUCUGGCCCAAACUGAAUGGCUACCUAUUCACUGUGAGUGUGUUUGUGAGUGUGUGCAUGUGUGUGCGUGUGCGUGUGUGUGUGUGUGUCUGCAACAGCAUUUGUAUUUUUAGCACCUAUGAAAUGUAUUUUUUGUGUGUGCUUGUCCAUUUUAUUCAUGAGGGUCAAUUCGAAGGAUGCAAAGUUGACAAGUUAUUUGUUUACGUGGAAUUAAUACAAAUAAUAUGUUUUAUUAUCAAUGCGUGUUAAUCAUUACUUCAUCGAAUUUGUGUAUUCUUUCCGAAGUGACGUCAGAUUUAUUAAGCAGCAGUGUCCCACAAUAGGAAUGAUCCCACUCUCAGAGUGAUUUGUCUUCAUAUUACAAUUUUUCCGUUUCAUAAAACCCAUGAACAUCCGGGUUAGAAGUGGUCUCUUCACAACCCAUGCUUGGAUGGUGAAGUUCGCUGACUUGGUUGAUGCAUGUCAUCGUAUCCCAAUGGUGCAGAUCAAUGCUC